CCAAGCUCACUGCCUGCGGAACCUGGACACCUGUUACCAUGAGGUUCCUGAUCCUGUUCCUUGCCCUGUCCCUAGGAGAGAUUGAUGCUGCACCUCCUGUCCAGUCUCGAAUUGUUGGAGGAUUUAACUGUGAGAAGAAUUCUCAACCCUGGCAUGUGGCUGUGUUCCGCUACAACAAAUAUAUAUGCGGGGGAGUCCUGUUGAACCCCAACUGGGUUCUCACAGCUGCCCACUGCUAUGGCAAUGCCACCAGCCAGUAUAAUGUUUGGCUGGGCAAAAACAAGCUAUUCCAACAUGAAUCCUCUGCUCAGCACCGAUUGGUCAGCAAAAGCUUCCCUCACCCUGACUACAACAUGAGCCUCAUGAAUGACCACACCCCACAUCCUGAGGAUGACUACAGCAAUGACCUGAUGUUACUACGCCUCAGCAAGCCUGCUGACAUCACAGAUGCUGUGAAGCCCAUCGACCUGCCCACUGAGGAGCCCAAGCUGGGGAGCACAUGCCUAGCCUCAGGCUGGGGCAGCAUUACACCCACGAAAUGUGAGUCUGCUCCAAGAAACAUAGCUAGGUGUAGGGGAGGUGCAGAGGGGCCUGGACUGGGCCCUGUUCACCACCCACUUUCCCUGUCAUCCACAGGGCAAAUCCCAAAUGAUCUCCAGUGUGGGUUCAUCAAGCCCCUGCCUAAUGAAAAUUGUGCCAAAGCCUACAUACAUAAAGUCACAGAUGUCAUGCUGUGUGCAGGAGAGAUGGGUGGAGGCAAAGACACUUGUGCGGGUGACUCAGGAGGCCCACUGAUCUGUGAUGGUGUUCUACAAGGUAUCACAUCAUGGGGCUCUAUCCCAUGCGCUAAACCCAAUGCGCCGGCCAUCUACACCAAACUUAUUAAGUUUACCUCCUGGAUAAAAGACACUAUGGCCAAAAACCCCUGAAUGUCACAUUAUCUGCUGUUCUCAAUAAAAUGCACCAUGCAACAAAUGA
Messenger RNA from Mus musculus (house mouse), 978 nucleotides. It is a transcript of the gene Klk1b21, whose product is annotated as kallikrein 1-related peptidase b21. NCBI's taxonomy places the organism in Eukaryota, Metazoa, Chordata, Mammalia, Rodentia, Muridae. Bases 39 to 929 code for a protein of 296 amino acids. Gene Ontology annotation, biological process: proteolysis. Gene Ontology annotation, molecular function: serine-type endopeptidase activity. The record is from RefSeq and is a predicted model, not a curated record. The transcript has 4 exons.